AUGAAUUUAUUUCAAGAAUUGGCAGAUUUUAAGACACAGAAGACUAAAGAGAUAAAACAAUCGGCACUUUUGUUGGCCAACUCGUCGUCUGUUUCGGACAAGUCAUCCAAUGAAGAUACAGAAGACAUCAUUAAUGAUGACUUCAAUAAACUUAUUAAUUCUGAAUAUAAGUUUACAUCAGAUGUCGAAUACAACAGCAAAAUACCUAAUGAUGACCAUAGGAUCAGACUUAAGCAAAGAGGUUAUGAAAUUAAUUCAAUGAAUGCCAUCGAAAAGGGAACCUUUUCACAAAUCUUUGCUAUUACUGAACAGUCAACUAAAAUCAAAUGUGUUGUUAAAGUAUUUCAAUAUAAAGAAUUGGCUCAAAGUGAUGGUCUUUAUCGGGAAUUCACUAAAGAAAUGAUUAAAAUAAUAAAAAUUUUUAAAUCACAAAACAUGAAUCAUCAUCUGAUCCAAUACUACAGACACUUUAUGUACGACAAAAAAGAUAUUUACAUAAUUAUGGAGCAGUCAACCGGUGAUAAUCUUCAAACACGACUCAACAAAUGCAAAGACAAGGGUUUCACUGAAUCGCAAACCUGGAAAUACUUCAAACAGAUCGCUGAGGCCAUCAAUUAUUUACAUACACAGAGUAUAGCCCACAGAAAUCUUAAAUUAGACAAUGUUUUGGUGUUCAAAGCAAAGGAUGGACAGGAAGUGUUGAAAGUAAGCGAUUACUCUACUAAUCGUAUGUACAGAAAAACAGCUAAAACAGUGGUUUAUAAAAGAGACGCAAAAAGUGUUAUAUAUAUGUCGCCACAGAUUUUGAUCUUUUAUACCAAACAUUUGGAACAGAAAUAUAAAAAGUCUGACAUUAAAGAUAUCAAUCCAUUUGAUCCAAUGAAAGGUGAUAUUUGGGCUCUUGGCAUAUGUCUGUAUUGUAUGCUAAUUAAAUCGCCCCCUUAUGGCAUACCUCCUAAAACCAAUGGUUUGACCAAACAAGACGCGGUAAAAGAGAAAAGCAAAUUUGUAAAAGACUGUCUCAACCAAAUCAAAUCAGAUCUAUUGAUACCUAAACAAGUCGAGUGGAAAUUCAGUUAUAACUGCAGAGAUUUACUCAAUGAAAUGCUUGAUAAAAAUGUUCAAAAACGGAUCAACCAUUUCGGUGUUAUCAAACAUCAAUGGACCCAAAAAGGUGACCAAAUUAUCACCAAUAAAACUAAGAAAUGA
Oppia nitens is the source of this 1209-nucleotide messenger RNA. Its product is annotated as testis-specific serine/threonine-protein kinase 4-like. Gene Ontology annotation, biological process: mitotic DNA damage checkpoint signaling; protein phosphorylation. The record is from RefSeq and is a predicted model, not a curated record. The coding region runs from base 1 to 1209 and encodes 402 amino acids. Gene Ontology annotation, cellular component: nucleus. NCBI's taxonomy places the organism in Eukaryota, Metazoa, Arthropoda, Arachnida, Sarcoptiformes, Oppiidae. Gene Ontology annotation, molecular function: protein serine/threonine kinase activity; ATP binding. The transcript has 3 exons.